AACUCAUGUUUUGAUUCACUUCUUGCAAGUCUAUUCAUGUAACUUCUUCUCUAACUAUAGAGACAGUCUCCAGUACUGCUUAGAGAUGGCAUUGUUGUGCAAGUAUAUAAAUAAAGAGAUUUCCAACACAUGUGCCCUUUUAUUUCUUGGAACCUAGCCACUAAUUUUCUUAACAAAAGACAGAAUGUUCUCAAGCUCCCCAUGGUACUAUAUGCAAAGAGUAAUCCACUUUAUUUGCCUAUGGGUCCAUCUAGGUAAUUAGUAGGGAUUAACUGGGGAAAAUAGACACUCCACUAUCAGUUUUCAGAGAAACUCUGUAGGAUUAUGCUUGUUGGAGCCAUAUCUCUCUGAUUACUUUUUUGAUUGUUUUAUUUCCCAAUGUUUGAUUGCUUUUUUCCUUUCCUUAAUUGUUUCCAGAAUAUUUUUUCAUCUUAGAGUGACUCCUUUGCAGUACUGAACUGGGUGUAUUUUCCUUUGAGGUUAUCCUGUUGAAAUAAAACUGCCCAAAGCUCUGCCUGUACCUCACUUAGGCAGUGGACAGUUUGAGUUGUUCAGCUGUUUAUUGUGUGCAUUCAAAGCAGUCCAAAUUGGUCCAGUUAUCCAGAAGGAGGGGAGACUUUUGCCAUGCUCAAGUUGAGCAUUGUCUAUAAAGACUGCAGGGCCUGGCAGGCAAGAGCAAGAGAGCAGAGGCCGAGAUGCCGUGCAGGGGAGCGACGAGCAGCCAGGCAGGUGUCAGAGGCCACACGGAGGGCUGCCAAAGGUACGGAAUGGCUUCUGUAAGAGGAAGGGUUAGGGAAGAAUUCCUGUGGAAAGAAACAGUUUGGAACAGGGCAUGAUAAAAGUCUACAAAAUCAUGAGUGGCAAGGAGAAGGCUGAUUCUGAUGACAUCGUUACCAUGGAGGAGCAGAUUUAUCUUCUCUUGGAAGCCAAAGUUCAGUGUGAACUGAAUAUUACUGCCCAGCUGCAGGAGGGAGAAGGAAACUGCUUUCCAGAAUGGGACGGCCUCAUCUGUUGGCCAAGAGGAUCUGUGGGAAAAACGUUAGCUGUUCCAUGCCCUCCUUAUGUAUAUGAUUUCAAUCACAAAGGAGUGGCUUUCAGACACUGUAGCCUCAAUGGAACGUGGGAUUUUGUGCACAGCUUAAACAGAACAUGGGCCAAUUAUUCUGAAUGCCUUAACUCCUUACAGCCAGAAAUCAGCUCAAGAAAGAGAGAGUUCUUUGAUCGCCUCUAUGUAAUGUAUACUGUGGGAUACUCCAUUUCCUUCACUUCACUGGCAGUGGCCAUUUUAAUCAUUGGCUACUUCAGGCGGCUGCACUGCACCAGGAAUUACAUCCACAUGCACUUGUUUGUCUCCUUCAUGCUAAGAGCUGUCAGCAUCUUUAUCAAGGACAAAGUAGUGCAUGCUCACCUAGGGAUCAAAGAGCUGGACUCCCUACUGGCAAGUGAUCUUCGAAGCAUUGCAAUAGCUCCUUCUGUGGACAAGUCACGAUAUGUUGGGUGCAAGAUUGCUGUAGUGACGUUCAUUUACUUCUUGGCCACCAACUACUACUGGAUCCUGGUGGAAGGCCUCUACUUACACAGCCUAAUCUUUGUUGCUUUCUUUUCGGACAGCAAGUACCUCUGGGGCUUUACCUUGAUAGGCUGGGGAUUUCCAGCUGUCUUUGUUGUGGCCUGGGCAGUGGCUCGUGCGAUAGUAGCAGAUGCGAGGUGCUGGGAGCUAAGUGCUGGAGAGAUCAAAUGGAUUUAUCAAGCACCAAUUUUAGCAGCUAUUGGGCUGAACUUCAUUUUGUUCCUGAAUACUGUACGGGUUCUGGCAACUAAAAUUUGGGAGACACAUGCUGUUGGCUGUGACACAAGAAAGCAGUACAGGAAGCUAGCAAAAUCCACCUUGGUUCUCAUCCUGGUCUUCGGUGUACACUAUAUUGUCUUUGUGUGCCUACCACAUACGUUCACUGGGCUUGCAUGGGAGAUCCGCAUGCACUGUGAGCUCUUCUUCAACUCCUUCCAGGGUUUCUUCGUUUCUAUCAUCUACUGUUACUGCAAUGGGGAGGUUCAGACUGAGAUCAAGAAGACUUGGACGAGGUGGAAUCUGGCUGUUGACUGGAAGAAGACAGUACCAUGUGGCAAUUACAGAUAUGGCUCUGUUCACACCCACCUGACCCAUAGCACCAGUAGCCAGUUGCAGAUGGUGGCCAGCUCCCGUUUGCUCAUUUCCAGCAAAGCCUCCAGAAAUACCAGUAGGCAAAGUGAGCCACAUGUGAAUUUGCCUGGGUAUGUUAGAAGCAAUUCUGAGCAAGACUGUGUUCAGCAUUGGGUUCACAAGGAAGGUGGAGAGAAAGAGCUGGAUGAUGCAUCUCUGAAGGAGACUCUUAUGCUUCAGAAUAUCACUACAGAGGGGAACAGAGGAGAAACGGAGGAAGGGCUGUGAAUGCUCAUAGCUGUUCAUGGGUAUGACUGACAUAGCGCAGGGUGAAUCAUCUCAUUGCAUGGGAUAAAAAGUACCAAUCUGCUUUCUUGAGCUGGCUCUGUUGCCAGUGGUGCUCAGUUUACAGGAACUUCAGUUCUGCAUACUGCUGUUGACUAAGCAGAAUGGUUUCUAGAUUGCAAGUGUUGAAAGCACAAAUUGAAUUCUUCUCUACAGGCUUUGUAUACAAUAGCACCAAUUAUUUUGAUAUUGGCAUGUUCUUUAUAGACCUACAAUGCCUGUGUUUUACUUCAGUGUUGUACAACAGAGACAUCUGACAUUUUUAGUAAAUGUUCUGGGGUCAAAGAACAGUGACUUCUGCAUUUCUUUUGGAGGAGGAGCAGGACAGACCCUUUGGCGUGAAUGUAACCAAAGAGAUUGCUUGGAAUUUGGGCUGUCAGCCCGGGAUGCAGGUUUUCCAUCCAUUUCUUGUGAACUCUGAUCUCAAGCUUGGAAUCAUUGGAUUUGUUCUAACUAAGAAUUGUUUGACCAAUGCUGCUGUUUAAGUUCUGUAGCUCUCUCUUCGCGAAAAUGCCAGUGGGUGUUUAUUGCACAUUUGUGAAAACACCACGCUAUGAGGCUGGUCUCUGCAGGCUUCUCUGGGCAGUGGCAGGAAGGAGGGUUCACAGUGAAUUGAGGGCUGGAGCUGAACUGUCCCCUGGAGGAGUGUAGCCCUCUCCAUUGGCUACAGAAGUAGCUUACACAAACAAGCCUCCUAUGGUAGGUAGUGUAAAUACUCCCUGCAUCCAAGGUGCUAAGUGCCCUGAAUUUUCUUAGCGCACAGUCCCUAGUAUAGUCGGUGAACUCUGUGGUGAAUUGGGAAUGUGUGGGAAUGCUAGAGAAAUGUAGGGACCUUCCAUGACCUCCAGCAGUGCUUUUUGAGGGCUUACUUCAAGUAAAGUCUACUUCAUGCUGUAGUGAAGAAAUACCUCCUGCCACAGGCUGCCAUCUGAAGGGUCUCUACGCUGGACAGCAAAUGUUUAUGCCUAGUAAAUCAGUUACGUGUUGGCCAACGUUGUGAUCUAUGAGUUUCUACUACAUAGAGCUAGCAGUGUUCCACUGCCAAAAACCAGAACAGGGGAUGAUACCAAGGUCCUUGUCAGCUUCUUGACUGCUGUUGGCCAAGCCUGUGGACAGAGAUAAAAUUCAUUCAGUGGCACAGAAGAGCAUCUGUGGGUUUGUUAGUGAUGGAGUUCUCCAUCGAGAGUUGGGUCUUCCAGGGAUAACUGUGGAUUUCAGGGUUUUCCAGUUGCUUCCUUCUGGGCUACCUGUUCUGCCCAGCUUAUUUGCUGAGGUGUUUUUUUUUUUCUUUCAGGAUGCCCUCUAACAACCUGUGGUGUCAGGUGGAAAAGCAGUAUGUAAGUUCAGAGAUGAUCAAGCAUAGAGACAAAGUGUGAGAAUGUGGAAAGCUAUAUGAGAUGAGGCUCAGCAAGCCUAGCAUACUGUUUUUGACAGUAGCCAGUAUUAGAGAGCAAGGGAAGGGCUAUGAGAAACCCCAGGUUUGGAGUAAUUCUUCCAUUUAUACACCAUCCCAGGUUUAUGAUGGAUGAUCUGUUUUGAUCUGGUUGGAGCCAAAGUGAAAUGUUCAGUAGUCACUGGAGGAUUUGUCCUCUGCAGGUUUGUUUGGUCCUCUUUUUGACCCCUUGAUUUUAAUCAGGUAGCUACAAUCUCCCCACCUUCCAUCCUGUUUUAAAGCCAGGACACCAGGGUAAGUACAUUUUGAAGAGGAACUGGAACAUCUGGAAGAGAGGUGUAGUGAAAUGGGGGAGAGUGACAUCUGGCAAGGUUCCCUGGAGUUGUUUUCACAGCCAAAUAUUCACAGAGGAGUUUUGAAUCAUAACAGCUGGAAAUUGUCAGUGUGUUGUAAAAUUACUACAUCAUUUUGCAAAGCUUGAAAGGUGGUCAAUGACUGUGGGAAAACUAUUUGGACAAUGGAAUCCCUUGCUGAUUUGAACCUAAAAAAUUGAGUUAAAUAUCUAAAGAUGCUGUGAAUUUGGUGUAUGUUGAAAACACUAGCAUGAGCUACAGCUUGUUUCAUCUCUUGAGGCAUUAAAAAAAACAAAACCUGUUGUUUUCGA
Molecule: messenger RNA, 4542 nt
Organism: Dromaius novaehollandiae (emu)
Lineage: Eukaryota; Metazoa; Chordata; Aves; Casuariiformes; Dromaiidae
Gene: PTH2R
Product: parathyroid hormone 2 receptor
Exons: 13
Coding region: 833-2428 (531 amino acids)
Biological process (GO): adenylate cyclase-modulating G protein-coupled receptor signaling pathway; cell surface receptor signaling pathway
Cellular component (GO): plasma membrane
Molecular function (GO): G protein-coupled peptide receptor activity; peptide hormone binding; parathyroid hormone receptor activity
Source: RefSeq, a predicted model, not a curated record